Molecule: messenger RNA, 2421 nt
Organism: Aureobasidium vineae
Lineage: Eukaryota; Fungi; Ascomycota; Dothideomycetes; Dothideales; Saccotheciaceae
Source: the annotation of a GenBank genome assembly
GCCACGGCGGACUGGGAAAGAGUCGGCGAUCGCUUCUAUCGUAAGACGCAGCUGUACACAUCCGUCUUUGACCCGGAGCUGGAACUCGAGAACCAUGUGCUAGUCGGCGCUCCACUGGCCGGCGCCAUAGCAAUCUACCGCGACGACUCCAAACUAUAUGCCUACCGUACCACUCAUGCUGCCCGUCCUUCCAUCGACCUCUACACAUGCUCGGGCAAGCUCAUCCACCGCAUCAACUGGGACAAGGGUGCAAUCCAGGGCUGCGGCUGGUCUGAAGAUGAGAGAUUGAUUAUUGUCACAAACGAUGGCACCGUCAGAAUAUACCACGACCUCAGCGGCGACUUCAUUCCCUUCAGCCUAGGCCACGGCGCCGAAGAGCAUGGCGUCGUCUCGUGCCGCUUCUGGUCCUCAGGCUUCGUUGCUCUCCUCGGAAACAACCAAUUGGUCUGUGUCUCACGCUACGACGAACCACGUCCGACCCUCCUGGCCACUCCUCCAGAGGGCGAAAUCUUGUCGUGGGCUGUCAUUCCUCCGGCCUUUACUUUGUCUCGCUCUGUCGAAGCCAUCCUGGCCAUUGACGAUACCAUUGUCAUCGUCGACGCUUCUGAGGCCCAGGAUCGCAAGCUACAGAACGGUCCUUUUAAACUCGUCUCUGUGGCCCCCAAUGCCAAGUUCAUCGCUCUUUACACUCAAGAUGGCAAGGUCUGGGUCGUCAGCAGCGACUUCGAGAACCGCUUGACCGAGUACGACUCGCGCGUCAAGACUCCACCAAAGGAUCUGCAAUGGUGUGGCAACAAUGCCGUCGUUCUGGCUUGGGAGGACGAGGUGCAUUUGGUUGGCCCGAAUGGCGCUGCUUCUAAACACUACUACGACUCUUGGGUCCAUCUCUCACCCGAAAUCGACGGCAUCCGCAUCUUCACAAGUGAUGUCUGCGAAUUCAUCCAGAAAGUGCCAGAGGUUUCCGAGGACACUUUUAGACUGGGCUCCACAUCACCUGCAUCAGUCUUGCUUGACGCAGCCGAGCAACUCGACAAAAAGUCUCCCAAAGCCGACGAGAACAUCCAACUCAUUCGACCAAAUUUGGACGAAGCUGUCGACACCUGUAUCAGCGCAGCUGGCCAUGAGUUCAGCGUUCAUUGGCAGAAACAGCUUUUGAAGGCUGCCUCGUUCGGUAAAUCAGUGCUUGACCUAUACAACAGCGACGAAUUCGUCGACAUGUGCGAGACGUUACGCGUCCUGAAUGCUGUCCGCUUCUUCGAGAUCGGCCUGCCUCUCAGUUUCGAUCAAUAUACUCGCUUGACGCCUGCAAAUCUAGUUCAGAGAUUGAUCAAUCGUAAGGAGUAUUUGCUUGCUAUCAAGAUUUCUGAGCACCUCGACUUGCCACUCGACAAGAUUUAUGUACACUGGGCACGCCAGAAGGUGCGUAGCUCCACGAGUGACGAGGAAGACAUUUGUGCCGAAAUCGUAGAGAGAUUGCAAGGCAAGCGAGGUAUCUCAUUCGAGGAGAUUGCACAGACGGCGUAUGAAGAAGGCCGUGGCAAGCUUGCAACAGAACUGCUCGAACACGAACCACGAGCCGGCAAGCAAGUACCGCUUCUGCUCAACGUGGAGGAGGAUUCACUUGCCUUGGACAAGGCCAUCGAGAGUGGAGACACCGAUUUGGUGUACCAUGUGCUGCUACAUCUGAANAAGAAGCUGCCACUCGCCACGUUCUUCCGCACGAUCAACGGUCGACCGGUCGCGACUGCACUUGUUGAAGCGUCGGCGUGGGAUCAAGACCAGGAACUGCUCAAAGACUUGUUCUACCAAGACGACCGAAGACUUGACAGUUCGAAUCUAUUGCUGUCAGAUUCACUCAAUGCCGCAGAUGCGAAUGCUCUUAGCGACAAGCUCAAAAUGGCCUCAAAGAUCCUUCAGGAGUCAAAAGACCAAUCAAUACAAGUACGAGGUAUUGACGAAGAGCAGAAGCUACUCAAACUACAGGAUACGUUCAAACGAGAUCUCGACGAAAACUUCAGCGGCCUUAGUAUCAAUGAGACGAUAUACAAACUUAUCCGACUGGGCAACGUGAAGAGAAGNUCAAAAAUCCAGUCCGAAUUCAAGGUCUCAGAUAAGGUGUAUUGGUGGAUACGCCUGCGCGCACUCAUCUCGCGUCGUGACUGGCGCGAGCUUGAGGACUUGUCAAAAACUCGCAAGAGUCCUAUCGGCUGGGAGCUGGCGUCUCUGUUCAUACCUAAAUGCACGAGUCUGACAGUAGAGGAACGUGUGGAGUUGUGGACGAAGUGUGGACUGAUAGUACGCGCUGCCGAGGAGGCGGCCAAGGCUCGCAAUCUCAGGUUGCUCGAGUCGCUUCGUGAGAAGGCUACGGGUCAGGCAGCUACAGAUGUCGAGAGGCUGAUUCAGCAGGUAUCGAAGAAAUAG